AUGAGCCCCCAAGAACUUGACAAACUCAAAAAGCAACUCAAAGAACUUCUUGACCUUGGUCUCAUUUGCCCUAGCUCGUCUCCAUGGGGUUCUCCUAUAUUAUUUUUAACAUCAGCAUUUCACCCUCAAACCAAUGGAAAAUGUAAACAUUUAAAUGGUAUUUUAAAACAAAUGCUACGAAAAUAUGUACAUGGUGCUAUUCAUUGCUGGGACAAAUAUUUGGAAACUGCACUCUGGGCCUGCCGAAUUAGGAUACACCAAACAACUGGUUUCAGUCUGUUCUUUCUGACCUAUGGCCAUGAACCUUGUAUUUCAGGUGAUCCUCUACGCCCAUUCAUGGAUACCACUAUUCCUGAUGAUCCUUCUCUUGUCUCUGAUGGUGUUAUCCCUUUUCUCCACAAUCUGCAACAAGCCCGCAUUAAUGCUGAUGCUCGAGUAGCCACCAAUAGCCAACAAGACAAGGAACAAUGGGAUUCUAUUAUGAAACCGCACCAAUUUGCAAUCAGUAAACAUUUAUUGCUAUGGCAUGAAAACAAAUUUGGCUUAGAAUAUAACUGGAUGGGACCAUACAUAGUUAUAGACAAGAAUGCAGAUAAAAAUAUAUACAAGCUCACAACUAUGGAAGGUGUCCCUUAUACUUCCUGGGUUCACGCCAAUCAUUUAAAAAUUGCAAAAUCUGAUGAUUUUGACCAUAUCUGGUAUCACCCAACCCCUGGCUGUGCCCAAAUGCGCUGCGAUUUAGCCUUGGACUCUUCUUCUGCCCUACCGUUUUCCCUUGUGGAUUCUUCUGGGGUUUAUUGA
Molecule: messenger RNA, 801 nt
Organism: Phycomyces blakesleeanus NRRL 1555(-)
Lineage: Eukaryota; Fungi; Mucoromycota; Mucoromycetes; Mucorales; Phycomycetaceae
Exons: 2
Coding region: 1-801 (266 amino acids)
Molecular function (GO): nucleic acid binding
Source: RefSeq, a predicted model, not a curated record